AGAACAUGACACCGUGCAUUGAUGAGGCUCAGCCUUCAAUUCAGUACAUCUUUCAUGCCGUUUGCCCAUUUCUUUGACAACCGCUGAUGCAGAUCCAAAAACUCAAAUUCUUUUUCUCCAUCUCGCAGCUAAUAUCCAUUACGAAAUCAGAGGCUGAGGACUCUUGUCACAAUGCCUCGGCUCGGCUAUUCCAAGUCACGGACAGGAUGUGAAUCGUGCAAGCGGCGGCGGGUCAAGUGUGACGAGAAUCGACCAUGCAAUGCAUGCUUAAGGCAUGGCGUGGAAUGCAGUUUGCUUUCAGCCCCGACGCAAGGUCCACGAGUCACUCAGCGACCAAAAUCACAGACACUCACAAAAACCGCAUCUCGGCGCAGGCAGUCCAAACCAAAACCGGUUAUACAAAUCACUCCAACCUGGCAGCCAGAUCCAUUCACCUCCACCCUCCAUGAGCCAAUCAGUGAGGAUCAGAACGAGAUAGGCGCACUCUGGACUACAGAUUUGCAGCUCAUGCAUCACUGGACAGCUGUAACCUCUCUUACCCUUCCAAGAGCAAGCGAAGUCAGCCGCAUCUGGCAAGUUACGGUAGCUCAGCUCUCCUUCCAGAACGAACCACUCCUACACCAAGUUCUCGCCACUUCAGCAUAUCAUCUAGCAUAUCUGAACCCCACUGAGCGAGUCGCAUACUCUCUUGUGGCUUCAAAACACCAAAACGACGCAUCUCAGGCUUUGAGACACGCCAUAAAGGAUCUUUCCGUCAACAACUGCGACGCCUCAUUCGCAGCUGCGUCUUUAGUACUCAUUGGAUCCUUUGCUUCUCGAGCAGUGCAUCACUAUGAAGGCCCCGCUCCUAAUAUUGGGGACAUGAUUUACAUAUUCAAGUUGGCAAAGGGCAUGAAUCAGGUCUUGUAUGCAUUUCAGAACGUGAUUCAAAGUGGAUGCCUCGGAGAUCUAUUCAUGCUGGCGGGCAAGCCUCCGAGAAGUGUGUCCAUGGAGAGGAUUUGUGAGAAGCUGAGCGAGCUGCAAGAAUUUCUGAAGACUGAGCACAUCGACCAAACAACUGGGGCCAUCGUCGAUAUUGAAGCGCAUCAAUUUAUUGAAGGGAUACAGAACGCUGUCCAGACCGCCCAGGUUCCUCAACUCAGAAUGACAAUGACAUGGCCGAUCACCAUGUCGGACGAGUUCUUAUGGUUGUUGGGGGAGAAGGAUCCUUCGGCGUUAGUAUUGAUGGCAUAUUAUUGCCUUUUGGUGCACGAAACCGUGCCAUACGCUUGGUACACAGCUGGUUGGGGGGGUAGCGUUGUUAGUGAUAUCGCGACACAAGUUUCAGGGCCUUGGUUAGAAGCGAUACAAUGGCCCCUCGAAAGGAUAUUGAAUAGUUCAUCUUGAAUAGGAUAGGUUGUUGCCUAGGGAAACAUAGUUAAAGAGACAAUGGUCUAAAGAUGAA
Ilyonectria robusta is the source of this 1444-nucleotide messenger RNA. RefSeq lists its product as uncharacterized. NCBI's taxonomy places the organism in Eukaryota, Fungi, Ascomycota, Sordariomycetes, Hypocreales, Nectriaceae. The transcript is spliced from 3 exons. Bases 172 to 1386 code for a protein of 404 amino acids. Gene Ontology annotation, molecular function: zinc ion binding; DNA-binding transcription activator activity, RNA polymerase II-specific. The record is from RefSeq and is a predicted model, not a curated record. Gene Ontology annotation, biological process: regulation of transcription by RNA polymerase II.